AAGCAAACAUGUGAUUUUAUUGAUAUUUUGGCUCAAGUUUGCAAUGUUUUCAUUACUAGUUUAAAUGAUUAUUGUGAUUAAUUUAAUAUAUAAGUUUUGAAAGCAAUAUCAUGAGUUUAUUUAGGCAAUCCCUGAGAUUGCUUAAAGAAAACAGAGUCUCAUCACUGAUGUUUUCUAAAGUUUACUUUCCCUGUUAUCCGUUUUCAUCAACAUUUCCUCCAUUAACCUUGAUUAAGACACUUUCGACUGGUCCUCGACUUGGUAAUACAACUUUCGAAAGAAUGUAUCCGACGGGCCGAGCAGUUGUUUUUCAUUUGCAGCAGUUAUCAAACUCAUUAAAAAACAAGGAAAGUGAUUCAAUUUCCAUUUUGAAUGAUGCCACAUUCAAAGAUAUCCUUCAAGAUUUAAUCAUCAACUUAGAAAACACAUCUGUGUUUUAUAACUACUCUAUCAACGAUUUGUGCUCCAUUUAUCGUUGCUUGUUGGAAAUCGGUAUCGAACCCAAACAUGAAGUUAUAGAUUUGCUCGAAGGAAUGAUUAUCGACGGGCUCGACAAUGCCACUAUCAAUGAUUUUCGUAUGCUCAUUGGAGUCCAUAAUCUUAUGUAUCGCACCAGCAAUGGUAAAAAACUAUUCAGUGAAAUAUCCUACCGAAUGGAACAGAUCAUAUCUAAAAUGAACUUACAACAGUUACUUGGGAUGUUGAACACAAUAAAUGGCCCUAUACCGAGCAACUUCCUGGAAAAGCUGGAACAAACGGCUACUUCAGUUAUCUCACAAAUAACCGACCAUGAGCCAUUAAUUGGUCUCUAUUUGAAAUUUUUUGUCAGAUUAGCAAACAAUGGUAGAAGACCUUUACCUCUAUUGCAUGCUUUGAGAAAUGGUCUCAAAGAAUGUGAUCUCAAUGCUUACCCCGAGCCUUUACAUUUAAUCAACGUAGUUGCGGCUCUCAAUAAACUCAACUAUCCUGACCUACUUUUGCUCCAGAAAAUUGAAGCAUCUUUAACAAUUAACAAUCAUUUGGAACUUGUAAAAAUAAAUGGUUUAUCAGUGUUACUGACAGCCGCUGGUAAAAUGAAUUGGAGAUGCGAUGCAAUUUUAAAUCAAAUUUCCCAAAUAAUCCAAGAUGAGAGCCUACCUCUACGACAUCAAGAAUUGGUCGCUUUUGUUUUAGCCUCUGCUAAAUUAAACUUCUAUCCAGAUUACUUGGAUGAACUAUUAAAGAAAAGGAUUUUUCCUGAGAUAAACCAAAAAUCUAUCAAAGAUUCCUUCAUAUGGCUUGAUUUUGUUUGGUCUUUGGUGAUAAUGAAUUUAGUACCUGCAGCUUCCAUCGAAUCCAUCUUUAAUCAGUCUUUCAUACACAGUUUGAAAAACAGUGGUAAUCCUGAAGCGAAAUUCACCAAAUGGAAAUUAAUGAAUAUUUUGACUUACGCUCGACUAAACGGUAUCAAUGUCAAUCACGACAUUGAUUUAUCUUACUUUCAAUCUCCUCCAAGAAGUGUCGAAUCAGUAAAUCAAGGAGCCUUUGCAAAUGAAAUCUUGACUAAUUUCAUUAUCAGACAAAAAGAUCUAGUCACUAAUUUUGAGUCCCCUGUUGGCUGUGCAAUAGACGCUGAAUUUAUUGCGAACAAAGACACAAAAUUUUUACCAAUUAUUGAAUAUGGAACUCAUGCCAAUCCUUUGAAAGAAAUACCAUCUGAAUACAAAAGAAUUAGUUUAAUUGCUCAUGGUUUCAAAGAUCUUGUUAUUAAUGAUUCCAGUUUAAUUGGACCAAGGAGAUUCACAGUAGAUGCUUUAAAUCAUUUAGGAACCAAUGUAAUCGUUAUCAGAUCGAGUGAUCUGAAUACGCAAAUGAAACCUGUUGACAGAGUUAAAACUCUGCGCUCUAAAAUAGCCGAAGUGUUUCUUAGUCAAAUUUAAUGAAUGAAUAAAUUAAAUAGUUAUAAAAUUGAA
Tetranychus urticae (two-spotted spider mite) is the source of this 1952-nucleotide messenger RNA. RefSeq names its product FAST kinase domain-containing protein 4. NCBI's taxonomy places the organism in Eukaryota, Metazoa, Arthropoda, Arachnida, Trombidiformes, Tetranychidae. The record is from RefSeq and is a predicted model, not a curated record. Gene Ontology annotation, biological process: regulation of mitochondrial mRNA stability.